AUGGUGAAAAAACAAUAUCAUAACGAGUUUCGUCUUCUUCAUCUUCUUCUCUCCUCUUCCUAUCUGCUGAGAUGCCCUAACCAAUUACCCAACCCAGCAACCUUAGCUCCACACAACGCUAAACGCGAACCCAUCCCUCCCAUCACCAUCGAGCUCCUCCUUCCUCUCUCCGUCAUCGAUCUCACUACCUCACCUCCGUCCAUCUCCCGACGCUGUCGCCGAAACGAGCUUCGAAGCCACCGUCGUUAUCGUGCAGCUCUGUUCCACCAUCGUGCAGCUACUGUUUCAGCUUUGAAAGCAUCGUCGCGCAGCUCGGUUCCAUCGUCGCCGGGGUCGCCUCCUUUUUCCGUCGAGCAGCUCUGUUCCAUCGUCGCCGGCGCUAUCUCUGUUCCUUUUUCCUUCACGUGGAACACACUCAUAAGAGCCUAUGCUAGAACCGCAGAUCAAAAACACAAGUCCAUGGAACUUUACAGAGCAAUGUUAAUGAUGGAACGAGAACAACAAAGUGCAGCGGUUAUUCCUGAUAAUUACACAUACCGUUUUGUAUUAAAGGCAUGUGCUUACUUAUUCUCUCUUUCUGAAGGGAAACAGGUGAAUGCUCAUGUAUUGAAACUUGGGUUUGAAUCGGAUACUCAUAUUUGUAACAGUUUGAUUCAUUUUUAUGCAACUUGUGGGUUUCUAGACUUGGCACACAAGGUGUUCGAGAAAAUGUCCGAGAGAAGUGAGGUUUCAUGGAACAUCAUGAUUGACUCUUAUGCAAGUGCUGGAUAUUAUAUGACAAGCGAUAUAAUCUCUUCCAUUAUCCAGUCUCAGACGAAGAUGCUCCUAACUAUCACUCAAUUAUCCAGAACCCUAUGGACAUGCUUGUUUGUCUUCAAUAGUUCAAGUGCAAAGAACAACUUUGGGUUUAUCAGGUGACCUGGUGAAUGAACUGCCUGGAUUAAGCUGGGGCUACUGAGCAGCCCUGAUGCGAGCAAUAUUUCUGCUAUGUAUUUACGGUCAGAAUCUUUUCUCUCUCUGCAAUUGGUGAAUUUCUCGCUAUUAUCGUCAUUUUGCCAAAGAACUUUAUCCAAAUUCUGAGUUUGAAGGUCAUCAUCACUGGUUCCAUUGCUGAAGUUGGCCUUUGUGUUAUUGAAUGAAAGAGGAAGGUCCAAUGCAUGCCCUAUGUUAUCAGGAGUGGCUAAAGCUUCAUCUGUAGAAAUAUAAAUAUGAAAGAGUUAAAAUGUGGGUCUUCACUGUAAAAUUGCAGAUCAAGAACAGAAACUGGACUUUGUUGUUCUGAAGUAACUGUUAUCAUGGCCAUAGCACUUUCCUUGCUUAGCUCCUUUGUAGCAGUCUGAUCAAUGAAAGAAUAUUAAACCUAGUACUUUAUGCUUAUGGGCAACCAUUGUAUAAUGGGAGGAAGAAAUACUUACAUUUUGAUUCAUGUGAGUCACCUGUUGAAUGGAAAUGUUGUUGUUGCUUUCAGAAUGAUCAGCUUGGGUGCCCUCUAUGUCACGGUGAGAAUCCAUGCUUCUGUUGCUGUCAACAUUGGAGGAAAUAACAUCAACUUGAUGCUUAAAGUUCCUCUUUUGACACCGGAUCUUGCUGAAGCCUUCAUUUCUUUGCUGCAAGGUACAAACUUUUUGCUUUAGGGGUGGAACUUAGGGACAAUGACUCUGAUGAUUGCUUGUGUUGUCUUCUUUUACUUUUGGACUCUGAUGAUUGGUUUGUAGGUGAAUGCUUCUCAAAACCAAACUUAUUUUGUACUCUUGGGCUUCUAGUCUCUGCUGUAUGGCUGGAGUUAUUGGUGUCCUCUCCAUUGAUGACCUGAGGGACUUUUGAGGCUUGCAUUAAUUUUGAAGUUUUCUUCGUGUUACUCUUAUCUGCAGAAUGGAAGCGUUGACUAAAAGGAUUUGUUGAACUGGUUCCUUUUGCUGUUUGACUUUCAAUAUUGUCAAGCAAUCUUCCAUCUUUAGGAUCAUUGGUAGAAAACUUGAUGUGGCCUGAUUUGCCAUUAGUCAUUUCUUUGGUACAAGAAACCAAAAAAAAUUAUACAAGAUCAUUUUAGAAUAAAUUUAUAAUACAAGAAACCAAAAAAAAUAGUACGUACUUGUUUAGAAUUUUAGUUGGUUCUUGAUAGAUCUUCAUGUUAGGAAUAGAACUUGCCUCAACA
Messenger RNA from Arachis duranensis, 2155 nucleotides. RefSeq names its product pentatricopeptide repeat-containing protein At1g31920-like. Gene Ontology annotation, molecular function: RNA binding; protein binding. The transcript has 5 exons. Gene Ontology annotation, biological process: RNA modification. Lineage: Eukaryota; Viridiplantae; Streptophyta; Magnoliopsida; Fabales; Fabaceae. The record is from RefSeq and is a predicted model, not a curated record. The coding region runs from base 1 to 918 and encodes 305 amino acids.